Messenger RNA from Oryza brachyantha (malo sina), 1759 nucleotides. Its product is annotated as cyclin-B1-3-like. The coding region runs from base 184 to 1455 and encodes 423 amino acids. Gene Ontology annotation, cellular component: centrosome; nucleus; cyclin-dependent protein kinase holoenzyme complex. The transcript is spliced from 7 exons. The record is from RefSeq and is a predicted model, not a curated record. Gene Ontology annotation, biological process: regulation of cyclin-dependent protein serine/threonine kinase activity; mitotic cell cycle phase transition. Lineage: Eukaryota; Viridiplantae; Streptophyta; Magnoliopsida; Poales; Poaceae. Gene Ontology annotation, molecular function: cyclin-dependent protein serine/threonine kinase regulator activity.
ACCAAGCCUCUCCCUCUCCCGUCGUCGAUCUCCUCUCGAACCAAAACCAUCUCGCGUUCUCGCCAUUGAGCGAGCGAAGAGCAGAAUUCGAGAGCGGGGUGAGGAGGAGGCGAGGUAAGGUGAGGGGGCGAAGCACGCUACGUUGAUCCGUGCGUUGCUCGGUGGUUGGAGCCGCGGCGAGCGAUGGCGUCGAGGAGGCAGGCGGGCGCCGGAGAUGUUCCUGCUCGGGAACCCAAGGGUGACGCCGCCAAGAUUGUCAGGAGGCCAAAGACCACGACGGUUGCUCAGCAACCAGCAAGAAUCCGUCGAGCCCUCGCCGACGUCAGUAAUCUCGUCAAUGGCCGGGCUGCCCUGCCCGUCGUGAAUCGCCAGAAGGCAGCGGUUGCAGCACCUGACAAGUGCAGGAAACCAACCAAGCAAGGAAAUGAGAGCAAGAAAAAUCCCGAAGUCAUUGUGAUCAGCUCAGACUCCGAGAAGCAGAAGAAGAAUCCAGUCCAGAGAGCACCCUCCCGGAGGGCACCAAUCCACACGCUCACCUCAAUUCUGACCAAGUGCAGCAGGGCUUCUGAUGGGGUGAUCACCAGCCCGAAGAAGGCGCCGGCAUGCGACAUCGAUGCAUCUGAUGCUCACAAUGAGCUGGCAGUGGUUGAUUACGUCGAAGAUAUCUACAGAUUCUACAGGAGCACUGAGAAUACGUGCCGGCCUCUCUGCACCUACAUGGUCUCACAGACCGAAAUCAAUGAAAGAAUGAGAGCAAUCCUGACUGAUUGGCUCAUCGAAGUGCACUACAGGCUUACGCUCAUGCCAGAGACCCUCUACCUCACUGUCUACAUAAUUGAUCAGUACCUAUCCAUGGAGAAUGUGCCGAGAAAGGAGCUGCAGCUUGUCGGAGUAAGCGCCAUGUUGAUAGCCUGCAAGUACGAGGAGACUUGGGCACCACUGGUUAAGGACUUCCUUUGCAUAUCAGACAACUCCUUCAGCAGAGAGCAGGUUCUGAGCACAGAGAAGUCCAUACUGAACAAGCUCCAGUGGAACCUAACUGUUCCAACAAUGUACAUGUUCCUUGUUCGGUACCUGAAAGCUGCAUUGGGUGACAAGGAGCUGGAGAACAUGACAUUCUUCUAUGCUGAGCUUGCUCUGGUUCAGUACUCUAUGCUCUUUUACGCGCCGUCGGUGAUAGCAGCCGCUGCCGUCUACGCUGCUCGGUGUACCCUUGGCCUGAGCCCACUAUGGAACGAUCUUCUGGAAUACCACACCGGAUUAGCUGAGCCACAAUUGAUGGAGUGUGCGAGGCGGCUCGUGAGCCUGCACGCGGCGGCGCCGGAGAGCAAGCAGAAGGUGGUGUACAAGAAGUACGCGAGCCCCAAGCUCGGAGCCGUGUCCCUCCACUCGCCGGCCAAGAAGCUCCUCCCGCCGCAGCCGCCACCGCCGGCGCCGCCGGCGGUGACGGCUUGAGCCGACGAUCACCACGCCGCAGCCGCCACCGCCUCCGCCUCCGCCUCCGCUGCUUUUUGGUUUUUUUGUCUCAGUAUUGGAAAUUUUUGGCCUCGGUUGAUUGCACAUGUAUAGGAAUUAGGACAAAAGAUCACCGUAUCAUCGCUCUGAUGCUACUAUCAUGAGCCUGCAGCUGCAAAUGGCAAACCCAGCUUCUGAUCUGAUCCUCCAAAACCUGAAUGCUGAUUCGAAACUUUUGAUGUGAUGUGAAUUGCUGGUCUUUGUUUUCGUUUUUUGCUUUUUGAGUUUUGGGAGGUCAAGAUUA